AUGUCCACCUACGAAGUCGAACAUAAUACCACCGACCCCUCUAUACCAAAUCCAACCGCCCGUCGUCGCCGACCCGACCUCUCCACCUUCUUCGCGACCCUCUCAGAAAUCAGUCCGGAUGAAUCCCGCUCGAGACCGCACGCGGUGCCUGUUCCGCACGAUAUCAGCGCGGCAUUUUACUCCCUAGCCGAGGCAUUGGAGGUAAUGCGUCGAGAAGCCCCGGGUGCGGAGAGCACUGCUCCUACUACCACCGACAAUGACGACAGCGAAAAUCCCGAUCUCCUGACACAGAUGAUUCGGACGUUGCUGAAUGAAGCGGAAAUGCCCCCGAAGGAGGUGGAAGGGGUGAGUGAGGAGUUUUGUGAUGUGUUGGAUCGCGUCCCUCGAUCAUCGUUGAAGCCGUCGCAGACCUGUCCCAUCUGUAAUAAUCCAUUCUUGGAGGAUCAAUAUCCGCUUGUUGUGCGAUUGCCGUGUCAUCCUACGCAUCUUUUUGAUCUGGAGUGUGUGCGUCCUUGGUUGCGUCUGCGAGGAACGUGUCCCCUUGACCGGGCGGAUUUCGCCAAGCAGGAACGGGAGAAGGCGGAGGCGAGGAAGAACAAGCCAGUGGAGGAUAAUGAGGAAGAGUGGGAUGGUAUGUAUGGGUAG
Aspergillus tanneri is the source of this 645-nucleotide messenger RNA. RefSeq lists its product as uncharacterized. The coding region runs from base 1 to 645 and encodes 214 amino acids. The record is from RefSeq and is a predicted model, not a curated record. The transcript has 3 exons. Lineage: Eukaryota; Fungi; Ascomycota; Eurotiomycetes; Eurotiales; Aspergillaceae.